AAUGAGUUUUUAAAGAUUUUACUUCAGAUAUGCCCAUGAUGAAAUACUGCAGUUUUUGUGGUGUCCACUUAUCAGAAUUACAGAGGUGUAGUCGCUGUAAGGCAAAAUUCUACUGCUCCAGGGUGUGCCAACAAAAUCAUUGGAAGGAGGGACACAAGAAAGAGUGUAGGGAAGUGAGCGUUGAUGAAAUGAAGAACAUUUGCAGUUUUUGUGGGAUCCGAUCCUCAGAUUUAAUGAGAUGCAGUCGAUGUAAGGGAGAAUUUUAUUGUUCACGGGAAUGUCAACGAAAUCACUGGAAAGCUGGACAUGAGAGAGAUUGCAAGGAAGUGAGCAUAGACGAUUCAAGUUCACCAAUUUUGUCAUGCACUUCCUGCAAGAAACGGUCAGAGCAGCUAAAGAGAUGUACAGGAUGUCUGCAGGUGUCUUAUUGCUCCAGAGAGUGUCAACGUCAGCACUGGACACAAAAACACAAGGAUGAAUGUGUGAAGAUACAUGUACGAGCUGAGAGAGAUGGUUUACAAGGAGUGGAGAAAGGCGACCAGAAAGAUGUCUUCAACAAAGAGUCGACCGUUGAUGAAGAAGAUCAUAAAUUAAGUUCACAAAUUUUGUCGUGCACUUCCUGCAAGAAACCGUCAGAGCAGCUACAGAGAUGUACAAGAUGUCUGAAGGUGUCUUAUUGCUCCAGAAAGUGUCAAAGUCAGGACUGGACACAAAAACACAAGGAUGAAUGUGUGAAGAUACAUGUACGAGCUGAGGAGAGAGAUGGUUUACAAGGAGUGGAGAAAGGCGACCAGAAAGAUGUCUUUAACAAAGAGUCGACCGUUGAUGAAGAAGAUAACGAUCAUAAACCGCUAAAUGUUUGUACUGUAUGCAGAAAAACAGGUACAAUAAAAGUAUGCCAAAGAUGUAAACUACAAAAAUACUGCUCUCCUGAAUGUCAAAAAGCAGACUGGAAAACGCACAAAUCAAUUUGCACCGUAGAGGGAAAACCAACAUGUGGGAAUAAAAAGGGCCCUGGCAGUCCUUUGCCAAUAUGUGCAAACUGUAGAAGUCAAAGUGCAGAACUCAGGUGUUCUGGCUGUAGGGUUGUUUAUUACUGUUCAAAAGAUUGCCAAAAGUCUGAUUGGAAUAAACACAAAACAUCAUGUAAAGCAUACAGAUCUCAGCCGAGAGUGAGAGAGACUCUCACUAUUGCAGAGUGCUCAUUAAUGGGUCUUGUCACGCCGGAAGAACACGGAGGGAGAAACCAAAAUGACGGGAAAAUCCAGUUUGGAGAAAAAAAAGAUUUUACAGAUUUUUCCUGCAAUCGGUGUUUAAAAAAACUAGCCCCUGGGACUUUCAAUGUCACUUGUACCAUGUGUAAAUCUUCAAUUUACUGCUCAGAACACUGUAUGGAACUGGAUAAAUCUGAACACAAAAAAACAUGUGCAACAUCCGAUUUACCAGGUUCAGGUAUAACAAUGUCGUCAUGCGUUUACAAUUCUGCGGACGGUCAAUCUUUAAGAUUUGACAUUUCUCCUUCCCACGCCAAAUUACCCUACCCAAGAAAUCCAUUAUUUGUUACUGAUAAUGCGGAUUUAAAGUGGAUUGUGGAAAGAACUGCGCAAUCACGCAGUAAGGCGAUAGAGAAAACUAAAAGAAAGUUUCCCUAUCACACUCUGAUAACCCGUCUCAGAGAAAUUCCAAUAGAAGGGAAAUCUGCGUUUUCCUCUAACAUUGCUACACUUCCUUAUGUGUUUCUCGCCUACAUUAGAAGGUUCCAUAACUACAGGGGCUGUCAUAGUGUAUACUUGCAGGAUUCUGAUAGACGGGAGAUUUAUGCUUCCUUCUACCUCCCAAACGACGACCCAACACCAUACUUUCAGUGGAGUGACGUUGUUCCUGGAAAAUUCGUCGCCGUUUUGUUCCCUUGCAUCCAUUUCUUUUUAGAUUUCACUGUUGGUUUGCGCGUGGAUAAAGCCAAGAAUUUUUACUGUUUUGAUGUUAAAGACUAAAUGUUUACUUUUGAGAUUUAUGAUUCCUUCUACCUCCCAAACGAUGGUCCAACACCAUUCAUUCAGUGGAGUGACAUUGUUCCUGAGAAAAAAUUGUCGCCAUUUUGUUCCCUUGCAUCCAUUUUACUUAAUGAUUGCAUUGUUGACUUGCGCGUAGAUGAAGCCAAACAUUUUUAUUGUUAGAUUACUUGAUUUUCACUUCUGAUUGCACAUGUUCAUUUAUUAUAAGAAUUGGGGAAAAUACGUCAGCAUCGUUCCCUUUUUAGCUCAUCGAGCUUUUCUGACCGAAGAAUGUCUAGCGUCCGUCUGACUAUCAUGUGACGUCAGUAAUCCGUAAACUUUUCACAUUUUCGACUUCUCCAGAAUCACAGAGCCAUAUUCAACCAAACUUGCCACAAAGCAUCCUAGAUCAAAGAGUAUUUACGUUUGUUGAAAUCAAGGACCAGAUCAUUAAUUCAGAAAUAGUCAAUUUUAGGAUGGGGCAUUUAAAAAAUCCUUUUCUCAUAUGAAACUCUUACAGGAUAUAGAUUCAGUUUUAUAUAAAUCAUGUCCUUUGGAGGUAAGUGGAGCCACAAUGGGGAGGUCAAAUAUUUACCUGAGAAUAUGAAGGAAAAAAUGAUUUUAAAAUGAAAUAUGGAGAUAACGAACAGUAUUGAAUCUUUUACAAACAGAAGGGCCAUGAUAGAUGAUACAAAUACUUAAUGUUGAAGCUUUAGGAAACGGAGAUUUAAGGUUUUCAUAGCCCCCCCGUAAAGUUUUUGGGGGCAUUUAGUUUUUGGUCUGUCUGUUUGUUUGUCUGCAAAAAUUCUAACUUGCCCAUAAUUUUGAUGAUUUUAGCUAGUGCUUUCAUUUUUCUUGUGUAUUUCUUGUGAUAUGAUAAGACCUUUCUUUGGGUACAUAUUUAACUUUGACCAUUUGUGACCUCUUGACCUUUCACUUUGAUUUUUUAAAAUUAACCUUGGCUAUAACUUUUGAACAGUUGGUGCUAGGGCUUUUAUAUUUCACCUGUGACAGUACCUUCCCUUGGGUAUCAACAUUUAUUGCCUCUUGACAUUCGAGUCUGACCUACUUUUUAAAAACUUAAACAUUUGUCAUAUUUUUUGAAUGCUUGAUGCUAUAGAUUUUAUAUUUUUCUUGUGACAAGACCUUCUUUAUGUACCAAAAAUUGUGACCUUGGAGUUUGACCUUUAACCUUAGCCAUGACCUUUGAACGGUUGGUGCUAAGGCUUUCAUGUUAGGACAAGACCUUCCAUUUGGUACCAACAUUUGUGACCUUUUGACCAAGAGAGUUUGACCUACUUUCGAAAAACUUUAACCGUGUCCAUAACUUUAGAACAGUUGGUGCUAGGCUUUCAUAUUUCACAUGUGUAUUCCCUGUGAAAAUUAAGACCAUUCAUGUACAUAGUCAACGUGAACUAUACAGGAUACUUUACAAGAUGGUAUUUGUACAAUAUAAUCCCACUGUCACUUUCAAAAGGUUCACUGCUAAAACAAAGACUAGGAUGCUAUGAAUUGGAGCAUUACAGAUUUUGAAGCAAAGGAAUGUAAAAAAUAAAGCCUUAAUCAAUAAA
Saccostrea echinata is the source of this 3565-nucleotide messenger RNA. RefSeq lists its product as uncharacterized. Gene Ontology annotation, biological process: regulation of transcription by RNA polymerase II. The record is from RefSeq and is a predicted model, not a curated record. Gene Ontology annotation, molecular function: DNA-binding transcription factor activity, RNA polymerase II-specific. The transcript has 5 exons. Lineage: Eukaryota; Metazoa; Mollusca; Bivalvia; Ostreida; Ostreidae. Bases 30 to 1994 code for a protein of 654 amino acids. Gene Ontology annotation, cellular component: nucleus.